Messenger RNA from Monascus purpureus, 2815 nucleotides. The record is from the annotation of a GenBank genome assembly. NCBI's taxonomy places the organism in Eukaryota, Fungi, Ascomycota, Eurotiomycetes, Eurotiales, Aspergillaceae.
AUGGAUACCAUUCAGCACAAGGAUAAGAUUGACAAAUAUGAAAAGAUCCUCUUUUUCAAAGAACUUGAUGGACUUGAUUGCCUGAGUGACAGCGAGAGCGAAAAUGGUCAACGGAGUAAAGAUGAUGAUGAUGAUGGUGGUCUUGUCCCUGGAGCCUCCAUCGAGGGAAAAGUCUUUGGUCAAAGUGCUGGUCUUUGCGUUUCGGGGACAGUAUCAUCUCUGAGAGGUGGUCUCUCACAGCGAGAUCCGGUUUCGAAAUCUAUAUCGUCUACACCGCGUAGCGGAGCCGUCGAUUCCGGACAAAGACCUAGAUCAGGAUCGAGGUCGGACACGGAUUCUAACGCUGGCAGUUUGACAUCUUCUCCUUUGGCUACUUCUGAAAGAGGUUCCUCUUCUAAGCCGAACGCUGCUAAAAGAGCUCCCACGAGCACCAGACCUCCUGUUUCUGAGAACAUGAAAACUACGGACCAUCGUCUUGCUUCGAAGAGAAAGCGGGAGUAUGCUCCUAGAACUGUCCCUGAGGAUCAGCAAAUCUUCAAAGGACUGCUAUUUUUCUUUUUCCCGAAUAACGAUAUAUCCCCCUUGAGACGUUUGCGGAUUCAGCGAGCCCAGGAGCAUGGUGCUGUUUGGACCAAAACUUGGGAAGUGAAUGUUACACAUGUGAUUGUUGAUAAAGGGUUGGUUUUCAAGGACAUCCUAACGUUUCUUAAGCUCGAUUCUUUUCCGUCCAGUGUGGCUGUAGUGGACGAAUGCUAUCCUUCAGAGUGCAUCAAGUUCCGCUCAGUACUAAGCCCGACACACACUCGGUUUCGCGUAAAUGGGGCGCAGGAAUCUCCUCCACCGAUCGAUGAAUCCUCUGUCAAGUCUCUUCAAGUGAAGCCACCCAGGAGAAAAGCAAAUUCUCCUACUCCACAACCUCUCAGCGAAAGCGAACCCAGUUCAGGUCCCAAUCUGCCAGUGCCUGAGCUGCCACAUGAGGGAACAAGCGGGAUUCAUCUUUUGCGGCAGCGUGAUAUCUUGGAUGACAUUAUAGACGAAGCGAAAGCUGUGAAAGACUUGCCUCUGGACCCGUUGGAUUCUUUUGCCAGUGAAAGUUCCCCCAAUGAGGCUGACACUGACUCUGCCGAGGAAUCAGAACCUGAGGCCGUUGAGCGGAAACGGAGAAGGACAGUACGAAAAAGAAGCGCGAAGGAAAAUUGGCAACAGAAAUUCGCUUGCAUGCAAAAAUACGACCAAUCUUCAGGUUCAGAGAACCCGAACAUGCGGACUAUUGAAAUCCUUCAGCAGAUGCUUGAUUACUAUACGCGAACAUCUGACCACUGGCGGGUCAUCGCCUAUCGUAAAGCGAUCAGCGCUCUUCGGAAGCAGCCAAAGAAUAUCGUCAGCAGGUCUCAAGCCCUUUCCAUCCCAGGCAUAGGAGAGCGUCUCGCGGACAAGAUCGAGGAAAUAGUAUGGACCAAUAGGCUCCGUCGUCUUGAAAACGCAAGCUGCACGCGUGAGGAUAGAGCCCUGCAGGAAUUCCUUGGAGUUUACGGCGUGGGUAUCUCCCAGGCAUCCAAAUGGGUGGCACAGGGACAUAGGUCACUGGAAGAUCUACGUACCAAGCUGUCCUUGACGAAAAAUCAGAAGAUCGGACUGGAGCAUUACCAUGAUUUUGCUCAACGGAUUUCACGAGAGGAAGUUGCAGCACAUGGGGAAAUAGUCCGGAAGGCAGUUCAGAAGGUCGACCCAGACAUGCAAGUUAUCAUCAGCGGAUUGUAUCGCCGCGGAGCAUCCGACUGUGGGGAUAUUGACGUGCUAAUUACAAAGCCCGAUGCGAAAAUUGACACCAUACGCACGAUCAUGAUGGAUACAGUCGUGCCUAAACUAUUCAAACAGGGAUUCCUGCAGGCCAGUCUUGCGUCAACAUCUCGGGGAGACGGAUCCAAAUGGCACGGAGCGUCUACAUUACCUGGCAGCAAAGUCUGGCGGCGGAUUGAUCUUCUGUAUGUCCCUGGUAGCGAGAUUGGGGCAGCAUUAAUCUACUUCACGGGGAACGACAUCUUCAACCGCAGCAUGCGACUGCUGGCGAGUAAGAAAGGAAUGUGUCUGAACCAGUGCGGGCUGUACACGGAUGUGCUGCGGGGAGAGCAGCGAGUGAAGCUGGCCCGUGGGCGGCUGGUCGAGGGACGCGAUGAGAAGCGGAUCUUUGAGAUUCUGGGGGUACCAUGGCGGCCUCCGGAGCAUCGGAUAUGCUGAGUGCUAUACUUUCCCACAUUACGAAUACAGAUACAGUUUCUUUCAUGCAUUGGGAGUCCAGCCGCCAAGUUCUGGCUCUAGACCAGCAUGUUAUGCGAUGCAAUGGGUCCAGGGGCUGGGGGUGGUGGGCGUGAGGUUGCCAUCAGACUGUUGUUGCCCUGAACCGGUCCCAGUAUACCACCAGCGAUGUAUUGCAGGCAUCAGCAUCAGCAUUUUAUUACAUCUAUGAUUACCAUUAUUAGCAUAUAUUUCACUUUUCCCCACCCAAGCGGUUAGGUUGGGCCGAAGGGAUUGACCUGAAGGAUUGUUGUUGCAUAAGUGCGCCGCUCCGCAGCUGGAUCAGCACCACUCAAUGGAAGUAUGACAGCCUGAUGGACAAGUCAGCGCCUUGUCUGGGAUAUUAUGGCUUGUUCUACGGGAUGGCCCGUAUUGGCGGCAUUCAGCAAAGCAAUCUAUGUAAUGCAACUGGAAAUGAUUAUCAUUGCGCGGUGGCACUGCUGAAAUGCAAAUGCACAUUGUAUGUUGCUAUGAUUACCAGAACUUCUCUAUAAAUGGAUCAGGAUUUCUUGCACUUCAG